CGGGAAUAGAAGUGGUAGAGACCAACAAGGAAACCAGGGUGGAGCUUUGAGAGUGGAAUAAUGUCAAACGAUGCGAAACAGCGAGCUGGCGCCAGCGCCAGCGACAGCGAAGACGAAGAGGACGUCUUCCACGACGCCCGCUUCCCCGCCGACGAAGAAACGAGACUUCUAGAGGAAUCCCGCUCCAUAAAAGCCGAAGCCAACAAGCUUUUCUCAGCCGCUAGCUACGACGAAGCCAUCACCUGUUACGAUCGAGCCCUUGCCUCAUGUCCCAACUAUCUCGAUUACGAAGUCGCCGUGCUGCGGAGCAACAUGGCCGCAUGCUAUCUGAAACUAGAAGACUGGAAGGCCUCCGUUGAUUCGGCGACGGCGUGUAUUGAUCGGUUGGACAAGGUGCUUCCUCCGACGCCGGCGGCUGCGGCGGACAGUCAGAAGGGGAACAACGGAGCGGAGACGGCUGCGGAGGAAGCUGUCGUGGAGAUCACUGGGGACAAUGAGGAUGCAGAGGAGGAACAACUGAAGCGCUUGCAGCAACUGGACCAGACAAAGCGCGAUGUCAUGCGGAUUCGCGCGAAAGCGCUUAUGCGACGGGCGCGGGCUAGGAUGCAGCUGGGCGGGUGGGCGAAUCUGCAAGGCGCGGAAGAGGACUACAAAGAGCUGGCGGCCAUGGAUAAUCUCCCACCGGACGACAGGCGCGUGGUGCAGAAAGGUCUCCGGGAACUGCCUGCCAAGAUCAACCAGGCGCGGGAGAAGGACAUGGCGGAGAUGAUGGGCAAGCUGAAAGAUUUGGGAAACGGUAUUCUGAAACCGUUCGGUCUCUCGACUGAGAACUUCAAGUUCGUGCAGGAUCCGAAGACUGGCGGGUAUAGCAUGAACUUCCAAUCUGGUUGAUGAUCUUUGGGAACCACUGGUACAGUACAUAAUUACGCCAUGCAAUUUGGAGUUGGGAUGCAUUCUUCGCGUGGUAGCGAUAGACUCGAAUUAUUUAGCAUGU
Messenger RNA from Aspergillus homomorphus CBS 101889, 994 nucleotides. Its product is annotated as putative tetratricopeptide repeat protein 1. Bases 61 to 891 code for a protein of 276 amino acids. Gene Ontology annotation, molecular function: protein binding. The transcript has 3 exons. The record is from RefSeq and is a predicted model, not a curated record. NCBI's taxonomy places the organism in Eukaryota, Fungi, Ascomycota, Eurotiomycetes, Eurotiales, Aspergillaceae.